CUUGAAGCCAUUCUCAAUUUCGCUCACGGGAAGUGUGGACUGAAGCGUGAAGGCCACUGUUGUCUGGAUGGAAUCUCUGAUUGCUUGGUUUAUUGCACUGAGUGUGCUGUCUCAGAACAUUUUGCUUUCUGAGACUGCUCAUCUUAAAAUUGGUGUUCCAGAAAACUAUGAUGGUAUUUUCCCAUGGUACCUCACCAAGUUGCCAGAUCUCCCCCUGACCUAUUCUGAUCUGACUGUAAGUGGUGACGAUGAAGGAAUUUUUGGGGUGGAGUCAGGCUUCCUGUACGCCCUUAAACCUCUGGACAGAGAGAAGCAGCCAUCUUACUCUUUGCAGGUGUCCUUCACAAAGUCCAUAAACACUCAGAGCUUUACUGUCGAGGUGUGUGUCAUCGAUAAGAACGACAACGUGCCAGUGUUCUUGGAAGAGAGCAUGAGAGGCAGCGUGCAGCUGGGGCUUCUCAAAGGAAUUCCGUUCAUGCAGGUGGAAGCACUAGACCGAGAUGACCGAAACACCGCCCACGCGGACCUGCGCUUCAGUCUUCUGGACCAGAUACCACGCAUCCCUGCCAGCCACAUGUUCUCCAUCAAUUCCAUCACUGGAGAAGUGUCCCUUACAGAGGAUGGUGCCUCAACUCUAGAUCCAGAGAUGUGUGGCCGCUACAAGCUGUCUGUGAUGGUGCAGGACAUGGCCGGCAAGGCCAACGCUUUCUUCUCCACUGGAACUGUGUUAGUGGAGGUGACUGGGAACGCGUGGGCCUCACCUGACCCUGUGAGACUGCAGGAGAAUCUGCCUGGACCAUAUCCAAUCCCAAUCUCACAGGUGAAGUGGAGUGGCAGUCCAGUUGAGUAUAGUCUUGAGGGAGAGUUUCCAGAAAUGCUUUUCACUAUCAACAGGGAAGGAAUCAUUUACCUGAAUGCUCCUCUGGACAGAGAAACACAGGACCAGUUUCAUAUUAACAUAGUGGUAGAGAGGCCAGAUGGCAGAGAGAUUGCUAAGCCUGUGGAGCUGCGAGUGAUGGUGGGGGACGCCAAUGACAAUAGGCCCACGUUCCCACAGAUGCAGUACCACACGGUGGUCAAGGAGCUUGCGACUAAAGGUACAGAGAUUCUCACAGUCCAAGCAGCUGACAACGACGAUCCGAAAACCGAUAACGUGCGGAUAUUUUAUCGGCUGGUGGGCCAGAUGCCUGAGACUCCCCGGAAUUUGUUCCGUGUGGACCGGGACUCGGGAGUGAUCACAGUGCAGGCGGACAGCAUGGAGGGCACCGCUCCACAGUACACACUCACCAUCACGGCAGAGGACGCUAAAGGGUUGAACAGCUCCUGCACUGUCAUAGUCAAAGUUCUGGAUGAAAACAACAACCCACCAAUCUUUUCCCAUCAUGAGUAUGGACCCUUCCACCUGGCUGAGGAUUCCUCAGUGGGCACCACAGUCACUGUAGUGUCGGCAUGGGAUGCGGAUGAGUGGGGUGGGGACAGCUGGCAGGUGGACUACAGACUUGAAUCUGGGAAUGAGGAGGAGGUCUUUACUCUAGUGACUGACAGACAGACCAAUGAAGCUGCCCUCAUCCUUGAUAAGGUGCUGGACUUUGAGCGGGAGAAUGAGUAUAUACUGGUACUGAGCGCUCAGAACCCAGUUGCUCUGGUCCGAGGAAGGUACGGACCAGCAUCCACAGCAACUGUCACCAUUUUUAUCGAUGACAUCAAUGAAGGCCCCGUUUUGUCUCAAAGCCAUUAUGAAGUCACUGUCAGAGAAGGGGAGGAGCCAGGACGUGUUAUUGCCACAAUCAGAGGUUAUGAGUUUCUUUUGUAUUCACUGAGAGGAGACACUAAGAAAUAUUUCUCCAUUGGGAAGUACUCCGGAGAGCUCAAGACGGUCCAAGCUUUGGACAGAGAGGAGAACAGCACCUACACCAUGGAGGUGGUAGCUGAAGAUGGGCGUAAUUCCUCUUUGUCGGCCUCCACGCUGGUGACAGUGCACAUUCUGGAUGUAAAUGACAACAGCCCUGUUCUGGUGGGCGAUUACUCCUGGAAGUACCUGUGCACACCUCGCUGGGAGGAUCAGGCUCUGGUUCUGGCCUCUCGGGACAGCGAUGGGCCCCAGCAUGGAGGAAGGCUCAACUUCUCCCUCCGCAGUGACGCCACUGUCCGCCGCAACUGGAAGCUCACUCCCAUCAAUGACACUCACACCAACCUGUCUUUGAAUGUCCCAUACCUGCCUCCAGAGGUUUACAUUGUACCUUUUACCAUCUCAGACAGCAGCUCUCCACCCAGAAGCACAUUCAUCAAUCUGCCAGUGACAGUUUGCCCAUGCAAUGUGAGGGGGAACUGUAGAACAGCACCAAAACAGCUUCAGGGCAUGCCCACUAUUCAGUCAACAGUGGGCAUCCUGCUCGGAACUCUGGGAGUUAUAGGCGUUAUACUGAUUGUUAUUUUUGUGAGACUGUCCUACCAGAAUUCAACACCACCAAACAAAGGCUGCCAGGAACGAGUGCCACUUAAAGUCUCUCUCUAACUUCUGAGCGUUCUAGACCAUUCAGUCAUUUGGUCACUACAGUUUUAAAAAGUGACAUCAACUCAUUGAAGGAUUUCUCUGUUUAAAGUCAAGUUUGCUUACUUUUGAUACAAUACAUUUUUGGUUUUAGUGAAAAGUAACUUAUUAGACAAUAUAUG
Sinocyclocheilus rhinocerous is the source of this 2673-nucleotide messenger RNA. RefSeq names its product cadherin 16, KSP-cadherin (gene cdh16). Gene Ontology annotation, molecular function: calcium ion binding; cadherin binding; beta-catenin binding. The transcript is spliced from 18 exons. Gene Ontology annotation, cellular component: plasma membrane; catenin complex; adherens junction. Lineage: Eukaryota; Metazoa; Chordata; Actinopteri; Cypriniformes; Cyprinidae. The record is from RefSeq and is a predicted model, not a curated record. Gene Ontology annotation, biological process: calcium-dependent cell-cell adhesion; cell migration; cell morphogenesis. Bases 68 to 2515 code for a protein of 815 amino acids.